AUGGAGAAUGUCAAACGUGCAAAGGUCGCGUGCAAAUCCUGCCAUGCGAGGCGCGUGAAAUGCGACGCAGCCACGACGCAGCCAUGCUGGCAUUGCCAGCUGCGGGGCACCACUGGCGAACUCAUAGAAUUCAAACGCGGAAGAUACGCGAGAAAAAGGGGCUCGGGAACAAGAGUCCAAGAUCGAGUUUCUCAGAGGGAGAAGGAGCCGGCACAGAAAUCACAACACGUGCCUACACCUCAGACCAUAACGGGGAAUCCAUCUGACAAUGCGCAGUCCUUGGGACAAACACUCACUCCACCUAUGACAGGCAGUCAACUGGAAGAUAAUCACCCAGAACAUGAUGGGUUGAAUGAGGGACCUGAGAUGUUAUAUGCGCGGAUGGUCGAUGCCCAACCGAGCGAGCGCGAACCAAACUUUCAGUCCGAUAACGCGAGAUCCUUCUAUAUGGGAGAAUCCUUUAGUCUCUCGUUCGUGGUUAAUUCAAUAUACAACAACUCUGGUCAUGGCACCAGCGUUAAGCGGCACUACCCUAUACCCACCAAUGUGUCAGAGCACGCGCGCGACGCGGCUGAAGGAUUGAAGCACUCCGAUCCAGCGACAAUCUCGUAUCUUGAGAUGCGGGGCUCAUUCUCACUACCGCCACAGGAUGUUCGCAAUGAGCUCAUCCGCGUUUUCUUCACUUCCUUUCACCCGGCAUAUCCUGUCCUUGACCGACAAGCAUUCUCUGCUUUGUAUCGUGAGGAAAGAGUGUCAUUCCUUGUCCUGCAGACGAUAUUCUUCCUUGCCUUCACAAGCUGCAGUGACGACUUGGUCGAGAGAGCUGGAUAUCCGAACCGACUCACUGCUAGAAGGACAUGCUAUCUUCGAGCCAAGGCACUUUAUGACAUGGAUUACGAAAAGGACAAAGUGCAGCUCACAGCCGUGCUUUUUUUGCUGGGUUUCUGGUGGGAAGGCCCUGAGGAUCAGAAAGAUACUUGGCAUUGGCAUGGGUCUGCUAUUGGUCUUGCGCAGACUUUGGGAAUGCACCGAUCACUCGUGAUCGGCACGCUGCUGCUUCUCUUGGUCGACCAACGCCACGACUUUCACGUCAAUUAUACGAUCGAAAUGUCAAAGCUCGCAGUCAUUUUGGGCAAGGUCCUCACCGAGCAGUUUGCGCCCCGGAGAUAUGGCAUAGGCGAUAAUCGAGAAACUCUCCUGCAAGAGCUUAAUCAAUUUGAGUUCCAGUUGCCAUUGCAUUUAAGGCGACAGCCAGUGGACGAAACUAUGACUGCAUCUUUCUGGUCAUGCAUGCUGCAUGCAAGCUAUCAUAAUUGUCAAAUUCUUCUAUUUCGACCCGGGGGUCCUCAAUCAGCCUUCCUGGGCGAAGUAGAGAGUGAGAAAAGAGCUAUGAUAGCGGCGGAUCUGACCACCCGUAUAGCUGAAGAUUUGCUAGCUGCUGGAACAUUAUCAUAUGGUCAGCUUCACCUUGUUCCCGCCAUAUUCGCAGCUCUCUCCAUACACUCCGUUGCCAUCCGCCGCAAAGAUCCUAUCAGGCGUCAACUUGCUGAAAAUCGAGCUCGUCAGUGCAUGCUUGCAAUGAGCGAACUUGCUAGGUCUUGGCCUGUAGCGGGUUGGAUUCUUCGCCUUUUCAUCAACUUGAUGAAAAAGCUCACAGACCAGAAUGUGAGAUACGAUAGUGAUUUGGAUCGAAGCAGGCAAGAUCGAACUGGAUAUCGCGGGGACUCGAGCAUGGACUCCCCAUCAGCAGCCACCAGGUCAGGGACGACUAGAACCAUGCAAAUGGGCCAUGGUUUAGGUAACCUGAUUAAUCAACCGGUUGAGGCUGAUCAACUGUCCGCGAGAGUGGAGGAAUGGAAUGCGAUCCAGCAAUCGGAUCAACUGUUAUCUGAUGUAAUAUGGGCACCAGAUCAGAAUAACUUUGAUUUUGAUCUCCUAUUUCAGGGGCAGUCGAAUGGAUCGUUGCCCUUCAAUUUCGGAUCACUCGCAGAAACCUUUGUUCCCGAAUACGUCGACACCGGGAUCCAACAUGCCUCGAAUCGGAAUAUUGAUCACCUUUUGGCGGAGUCCAGUGGGUAG
Molecule: messenger RNA, 2079 nt
Organism: Penicillium waksmanii
Lineage: Eukaryota; Fungi; Ascomycota; Eurotiomycetes; Eurotiales; Aspergillaceae
Product: Zn(II)2Cys6 transcription factor
Exons: 7
Coding region: 1-2079 (692 amino acids)
Biological process (GO): regulation of DNA-templated transcription; DNA-templated transcription
Molecular function (GO): DNA binding; zinc ion binding; DNA-binding transcription factor activity, RNA polymerase II-specific
Source: RefSeq, a predicted model, not a curated record